This is a messenger RNA of Mirounga angustirostris (Northern elephant seal), 2221 nucleotides long. RefSeq names its product frataxin (gene FXN). NCBI's taxonomy places the organism in Eukaryota, Metazoa, Chordata, Mammalia, Carnivora, Phocidae. The transcript is spliced from 5 exons. Bases 30 to 665 code for a protein of 211 amino acids. Gene Ontology annotation, molecular function: ferrous iron binding; ferric iron binding; ferroxidase activity. Gene Ontology annotation, cellular component: mitochondrion. The record is from RefSeq and is a predicted model, not a curated record. Gene Ontology annotation, biological process: iron incorporation into metallo-sulfur cluster; intracellular iron ion homeostasis.
GGGCGGAGCGGCCGCAUACUGGGAGCAGCAUGUGGACGCUCGGGCGCCGCGCGUCUGCCGGCCUCCUGCCCCGCUCGGCGCCCCCGGGCUCUGCCCCGGCAGGCGCCGGAGCCCGGGGCCCGACGAGGGGCGCCCCGCUCUACGGCAGCCGGGGGCUGCGCGUCGGAACCGGAGCGACCCGCGUACCCAGCCCCGCCAGUCUGAGCCUCCACCGCCUCGAUCAGAUCGUGAAUGUCAAAAAGCAGAGCGUCUGUUUGAUGAAUAUGAGGACAGCGGGAACUUUGGGCGACCCUGGCUCUCUGGAUGAGACCACCUAUGAAAGACUGGCGGAGAAGACACUGGACUCCCUAGCAGAGUUUUUCGAAGACCUCGCAGACAAGCCUUACACAUUCGAAGACUAUGAUGUCUCAUUUGGGAGUGGUGUUUUAACAGUUAAACUGGGUGGAGAUCUAGGAACCUACGUGAUCAACAAGCAGACCCCAAACAAGCAGAUCUGGUUAUCUUCGCCCUCCAGCGGGCCCAAGCGCUACGACUGGACAGGGAAGAACUGGGUGUACGCGCACGACGGCAUGUCCCUCCACGAGCUGCUGGCCAUGGAGCUGACUAAAACCUUAAAAACCAAACUGGACUUAUCUUCUCUGGCCUAUUCCGGAAAAGGCGCUUGAUGCCCAGCCCAAUCCCAAAGACAUGAACAGCUCUAAAGCCCAGACCCCAGCUCCGUCCUGCAGCUGUGUGUCUGGUCUGUUCCAUUCCCACUUUGGAGGACAGUUGCAUGGCGUGUAAGGAAGAGCUCUGUGAAAGAGCAUGUUGCCUCCCACCCUCCCCCAAGUUCGGAUUUGUAAUUUCCGUAGUGUUUUUGGAUUUAUUGUCUUGAUUUCCUCCCUCACAGGAUAUCCCUUCUCUUUUAUAAUGUCCCUAUACUCAUACAUUUAUAUGUAACCUUACAACAAAGGAAAAUAAGAAGGAAAAAUUCAGGAGGAGAAAUGACUUGAUUUCACUCUUUGUCCUUUGAAGGACUUAACUGCCUAAAACCACAUGAAGAGGGCUGGCCGACCUCCCCUUUCUGUCCCCAAAUAAGACUCAUUAAAGAGUUGCCUAUAAAUGUUGCCACGCCUCUUGAAAAUGUCCACAUUCCUAAGCCCUUUAUUAUGGAAGUGUCAGUGACAUUCAGGAAUUCUCAAACCAAAGAUCAUUCUCUGUCUGCAUUCGUGUCUGCCAGGCUGUGAACUGCACGAGACUCACAGAGACGUGAUGUUUCUUCCAGAGACGUAUAUAGGGACAUAUGCACACAUUUCAUUUCAUUGUGUGUGUGUGUUUUUUUUUUUUAAGUGAAGCAUCCGCAUAGAUUCAGCUGCUGCAGCACAAGUCUGAGAAUGCAAAAACUCUCCCAAAGAAAAGGGGAAAAAGGGCCAUCUUCAUAAGUUCGUGGAUGUAGUGUAAUAAACUAGGUCACGGGGCUGAGGGGGUGCUUUGCAAAUUAUGAAGGACCACAUAAAUGAAAAGAUGUUCAUGUUAAUGAAAAGAACCCUGGUCCUUCACUUGGCUCAGUGCAACCUUUUCUUACUAAAGAAAGAUUUCUCAGUAACGAGGCUACGCAGACAUGCAGCAUCUCCGUUCUCUAUCUCUGGGUGAGUUUCACAAACUCCCUGCACCUGUUUCCCCACGUGUUAAAUGAGAGGGUGGAACUGAGAGAAUAUAGUGGAUUCCCAGCCCAGACAUUCAGUGAUCCUGUCAGGCCAACUUAACAGGCUGGUUUUAAUUCCUUCUGGUAGAUGAGGGGAUGACCAAGAACAAUUUUCUUAAGCUAUAGCAUAAAUACAUGGUUAUUGGUAUCAUUCCACUUGAAUUUCAGUUGAAUUUAUGUUCAAAUAGUACCCAUCUUACAUGUCUUUACUGUGCUGAGCUUGUGCUGUGGACUGAAUGCCUAUGUCCCCCCCAAAUUCUUAUGGCGAAUCCUAACUCCUGUGUGAUGGAGUUAGGAGGUGGGGCCUCUGGGAGGGGUUGGGUCAUGAGGACAGAGCCUCAAGACUGGAAUUAGUGCCCUUAUAAAAGAGACCCCAGAGAGCUCCUCGCCCCUCCCACCAUGUGAGGACACAGUGAAGACAGCCGUCUGUGUCCCAGGAAGCAGAACAUCACCAGACCCUGAAUGUGCUGAGGCCUUGACCUUGGGCUUCCCAGCCCCCAGAACUGUGGGAAAUAAAUUUUUGUUGUUUAUAAGCUA